AUGAGGCUCGUAGAAGUUCUUUUCCCGCCAGAGGCCUUAAACCCCAGGGAAGCCAACCUCUUCCCAAGUAACCCCAGGGGAGCCAACCUCUCCCCAAGUAACCCCAGGGGAGCCAACCUCUCCCCAAGUAACCCCAGGGGAGCCAACCUCUCCCCAAGUAACCCCAGGGGAGCCAACCUCUCCCCAUGUAACCCCAGGGGAGCCAACCUCUCCCCAAGUAACCCCAGGGGAGCCAACCACUCCCCAAGUAACCCCAGGGGAGCCAACCUCUCCCCAAGUAACUCCAGGGGAGCCAACCUCUCCCCAAGUAACCCCAGGGGAGCCAACCACUCCCCAAGUAACCCCAGGGGAGCCAACCUCUCCCCAAGUAACUCCAGGGAAGCCAACCUCUUCCCAAGUAACUCCAGGGGAGCCAACCUCUCCCCAAGUAACUCCAGGGAGCCAACCUCUCCCCAAGUAGCAGAGACCAGAGGAAGGAGGGUCAAGAGACCAGAGGGAGGAGGGUCUAGAGACCAGAGGGAGGAGGGUCCAGAGACCAGAGGGAGGAGGGUCCAGAGACCAGAGGGAGGAGGGUCAAGAGACCAGAGGGAGGAGGGUCAAGGGACCAGAGGGAGGAGGGUCAAGAGACCAGAGGGAGGAGGGUCAAGAGACCAGAGGGAGGAGGGUCAAGAGACCAGAGGGAGGAGGGUCCAGAGACCAGAGGGAGGAGGGUCAAGAGACCAGAGGGAGGAGGGUCCAGAGACCAGAGGGAGGAGGGUCCAGAGACCAGAGGGAGGAGGGUCCAGAGACCAGAGGGAGGAGGGUCAAGAGACCAGAGGGAGGAGGGUCCAGAGACCAGAGGGAGGAGGGUCAAGAGACCAGAGGGAGGAGGGUCCAGAGACCAGAGGGAGGAGGGCCAAGAGACCAGAGGGAGGAGGGCCAAGAGACCAGAGGGAGGAGGGUCCAGAGACCAGAGGAAGGAGGGUCAAGAGACCAGAGGAAGGAGAGUCAAGAGACAAGAGGGAGGAGGGUCAAGAGACCAGAGGGAGGAGGGCCAAGAGACCAGAGGAGGAGGGUCAAGAGACCAGAGGGAGGAGGGUCCAGAGACCAGAGGAAGGAGGGUCAAGAGACCAGAGGGAGGAGGGUCCAGAGACCAGAGGGAGGAGGGUCAAGAGACCAGAGGGAGGAGGGUCAAGAGACCAGAGGGAGGAGGGUCCAGAGACCAGAGGGAGGAGGGUCAAGAGACCAGAGGGAGGAGGGUCCAGAGACCAGAGGAAGGAGGGUCCAGAGACCAGAGGGAGGAGGGUCCAGAGACCAGAGGGAGGAGGGUCAAGAGACCAGAGGGAGGAGGGUCCAGAGACCAGAGGGAGGAGGGUCAAGAGACCAGAGGAAGGAGGGUCAAGAGACCAGAGGGAGGAGGGUCAAGAGACCAGAGGGAGGAGGGUCAAGAGACCAGAGGGAGGAGGGUCAAGAGACCAGAGGGAGGAGGGUCAAGAGACCAGAGGGAGGAGGGUCCAGAGACCAGAGGGAGGAGGGUCAAGAGACCAGAGGGAGGAGGGUCCAGAGACCAGAGGGAGGAGGGUCAAGAGACCAGAGGAAGGAGGGUCCAGAGACCAGAGGGAGGAGGGUCAAGAGACAGAGGGAGGAGGGUCCAGAGACCAGAGGGAGGAGGGUCAAGAGACCAGAGGGAGGAGGGUCAAGAGACCAGAGGGAGGAGGGUCAAGAGACCAGAGGGAGGAGGGUCAAGAGACCAGAGGGAGGAGGGGCCAGAGACCAAGGAAGGAGGGUCAAGAGACCAGAGGGAGGAGGGUCCAGAGACCAAGGAAGGAGGGUCCAGAGACCAGAGGGAGGAGGGUCAAGAGACCAGAGGAAGGAGGGUCAAGAGACCAGAGGGAGGAGGGUCCAGAGACCAGAGGGAGGAGGGUCAAGAGACCAGAGGGAGGAGGGUCCAGAGACCAGAGGGAGGAGGGUCCAGAGACCAAGGAAGGAGGGUCCAGAGUGCUUGCAGAAUUGACCAAAAAUUCAGAGGAAUUAUGGAGAGUAGAGACGGAAGAUCAGAGAAAAGUUACAGUUGGAGGGAAUUUUUUCGUUGAUGUCUUGGAAGGCGGGUGUGGGGGAUUGAGGUCAGGUCCGUACGUGAUGAGCUUCCAGGCUCGCGAGGCAGGGCAAGAACAUCAGAAAUUGAUUCAGGCGGCUUCGUCUGUUGCUGGUUGCUGGGGGAUGAGAGAUCUCUUGUCUCGUCCACAACAGUGCCUACAGCGUCCACAACAGUACCUACAGCGUCCACAACAGUACCUACAGCGUCCACAACAGUACCUACAGCGUCCACAACAGUACCUACAGCGUCCACAACAGUACCUACAGCGUCCACAACAGUGCCUACAGCGUCCACAACAGUACCUACAGCGUCCACAACAGUACCUACAGCGUCCACAACAGUACCUACAGCGUCCACAACAGUACCUACAGCGUCCACAACAGUACCUACAGCGUCCACAACAGUGCCUACAGCGUCCACAACAGUACCUACAGCGUCCACAACAGUGCCUACAGCGUCCACAACAGUACCUACAGCGUCCACAACAGUGCCCCAGCGUCCACAACAGUGCCUACAGCGUCCACAACAGUGCCCCAGCGUCCACAACAGUGCCUACAGCGUCCACAACAGUGCCUACAGCGUCCACAACAGUGCCCCAGCGUCCACAACAGUGCCCCAGCGUCCACAACAGUGCCUACAGCGUCCACAACAGUGCCCCAGCGUCCACAACAGUGCCCCAGCGUCCACAACAGUGCCCCAGCGUCCACAACAGUACCUACAGCGUCCACAACAGUGCCUACAGCGUUCACAACAGUGCCUACAGCGUCCACAACAGUGCCCCAGCGUCCACAACAGUGCCCCAGCGUCCACAACAGUGCCUACAGCGUCCACAACAGUGCCCUAGCGUCCACAACAGUGCCCCAGCGUCCACAACAGUGCCCCAGCGUCCACAACAGUGCCCCAGCGUCCACAACAGUGCCCCAGCGUCCACAACAGUGCCCCAGCGUCCACAACAGUGCCUACAGCGUCCACAACAGUGCCCCAGCGUCCACAACAGUGCCCCAGCGUCCACAACAGUGCCCCAGCGUCCACAACAGUGCCCCAGCGUCCACAACAGUGCCCCAGCGUCCACAACACCUUCAAGAGUGCUAGGUUACCCUGCUUGA
This is a messenger RNA of Procambarus clarkii (red swamp crayfish), 3183 nucleotides long. The record is from RefSeq and is a predicted model, not a curated record. Lineage: Eukaryota; Metazoa; Arthropoda; Malacostraca; Decapoda; Cambaridae.